Molecule: messenger RNA, 3439 nt
Organism: Silurus meridionalis
Lineage: Eukaryota; Metazoa; Chordata; Actinopteri; Siluriformes; Siluridae
Gene: cnn1b
Product: calponin 1, basic, smooth muscle, b
Exons: 7
Coding region: 226-1116 (296 amino acids)
Biological process (GO): actomyosin structure organization
Molecular function (GO): actin binding
Source: RefSeq, a predicted model, not a curated record
AGAUUGGGGGAAAAGUGUGGCGUUGUGACGCUUCUCCUGAUGCGGGAAGAAAACGGAUAGUAACCGAGGACGCAGUUUCUCCCCAACAUCAGCACCGUGCUCAACUUUCACCACCCAUAUCUGCAGGAGCAGGAUCAAAACUGAUCUUCAAAGUUUUUUUUUUUUUACUGACCCCAAAUUGACAUUUUUUUCACCACCUAAAAAAGUCUAAAUAAAGAAAAAAAAAUGUCACAGCAUUUCAGGAGCGGGCCAGCUUUUGGACUUUCAGCGGAGGUGAAAAGCAAGCUAGCACAGAAGUAUGACCCUCAGAAGGAGGAGGAGCUAAGGCACUGGCUCCAUGAGCUUACAGGUCGCAAAGUUCCAGAAAAUUUCAUGGAGGGCCUUAAAGAUGGAGUCAUCCUGUGCGAACUCAUCAAUGCCCUUCAGCCUGGUUCUGUGAAAAAGAUCAACAAUUCCACUCAAAACUGGCAUCAGCUGGAAAACAUAGGCAAUUUUGUCCGAGCCAUUCAGGAUUACGGUCUGAGGCCGCACGACAUCUUCGAGGCAAACGACCUGUUUGAGAACUCCAACCACACGCAGGUUCAGAGCACUCUGAUCACACUAGCUGGGAUGGCGAAAUCCAAAGGUAUCCAUACAAAAUCUGACAUUGGAGUGAAAUAUGCAGAGAAGCAGCAGCGCAGAUUCGCCCCUGAGAAACUGAAGGAGGGGCGCAACGUUAUCGGCCUUCAGAUGGGGACCAACAAGUUCGCAAGCCAGAAGGGGAUGACAUCAUAUGGCACAAGACGUCACCUCUAUGACCCAAAAGCUGGCAUGGAGAAUCCAAUGGACCAGUCAACAAUCAGUCUGCAGAUGGGAACUAACAAAGGGGCCAAUCAGUCUGGUAUGACAGCACCGGGCACCAAGCGACAGAUCUUUGAUAAGAAGCUGGACAUGGAAAACUGUGACAGUUCCAUCGUGUCACUGCAGAUGGGUACUAACAAGAUGGCAUCGCAGUCAGGCAUGACUGUCUACGGGCUCCCACGCCAGGUGUACGACAAAAAGUACUGCACUUACGAAGAAGACUACAUGGACAACGGCCAGGACAUGCAGAUUGACGGAUACCAGUACUCUGACUAAGACGCCCACGCAGCACUGCUUUUUUUUUUUUUUUUAAUUCACUCAGUUCUUUCUCACUUUUUUACAAAUAUAAACUUCAUCCUGCAAGACCACGCAAACUGUAAAAUAACCAUCCACCAAGCCAGAAUAUUAGUUUCUAAUUUAAGGCAGAUUUUUUUCAUAAUUGUGUGUUUGUUUUUCUGGCAUGGGCUGUCCCUGCUUAUCACUCCAAAUUUUUUUUGUUUUGUUUUUUUGAGUGUAGCAACUUCCUGUUCACCUUGCAUGACAUUCUGUUUUUAGCAAAUAGAAAAAAAGGAAACUAUCGUUAAAAAAAAUGAAAACAAUUCCAAAAUAUUUAUGAUGCCUCGGUUUGGUUUAAAAUAGCCCUGCAUAUCCACUAUUGUGGCUGAUGGAUAGACAUUAGGUCUGGCUCAGUGGAACUAAUACCAAACAAAAAAGAAAAAGAAGUUUCCACAAGGAUGAUAUGGUACUAACAAAGCACAGCGAAGCUGAGGACACUCACUAACAUCUGCGAAUCCUAUCCAGCUUUAUAAGAGAAGGACACCCAUGAAAGGACAAUAGCCAAACCUGUCAACUUCAGUGUUGUGUUCUUUCUCUUUUUUUCUGUCUUUUGCACCACAGAUGCAUAAGAAGAUGUUUAACGGGUGGACAAAUUAUUUAGCCGUGAGGCUUUAAAUCAAGCUAAAAUCUACAGGUGCAGUACAACAUGACGCGAAGAAUGUAACGUACACCACUCCAGUAUUGCAUGGCUUUUGGAAGUGUGUAAAAUUUGAUAGAUUGUUUCCAUUACAUUUGUAUUAUAAUUGCUAAAACAAACUAUGUGCCUGGAAUAAUAAAUUCCUCCCUGCAACACUUUUGUUCACAUGCACAAACACAACCUGAUGCAACACAGCACAGAUUAACCAGAGUUCAUGUUUUUAAGGAAGUUUCUAUGAAGUACGUUUUUGGGAAUUUUAUACGGACUUGGGCCAAGGUUUCAAAACUUGUCAUAGGGGGCCAGAGUCCAGCAGUGUGGUGUUUUCCUUGCUUAGUUAUUAACCCGUGAACCAAAUCCUGUGCCGUCACGCAGGAAAAUCGAACUUCGAAAUGGGGUAACAAAAAACCUACUUUCACAGAAACAGGCUGACACCAGAGAUUAUUUCCUGUAGUGUGUUGGCGAACACAAGAGUAAAAAUGUAAUUCCAUGAACAUUCUUCAAUUGAGUGACAAUAUCUUACUCUGAAAACGUCCUCUUGUCACCAAAUUGCUUUAAGAUUUUUUUCUGUUGGAAAUAAAAGAAAGUGUUUUGAAAGUGUGAAUACAAGAUUAAAGAUUGCAGCCUUCAAGUACCUGAAGCUUGUGGCCAGAAAUAUGUACAAAAAGAGAGUACAGAAUUGGGCCAUACGCAAAGCAUUUAAGGCGGAUAAAACCGAGCUGGACUCAACCGAGCUUAAAUUAAUGUAUUAUUUCUGCCAACAUUGAUUGUUAGAAAAAAAGGCGUUCCUUAAAUGGUAAAAAGUUCUAGGUUCUCCACGUGGAAGCAUUUUAAAAUAGGGGAGCUCUCAGAUGUUAGUCUGUACAUAAAAUCUUUCAACGUGAAAAGUUUAAAGAGAGAAUCCACAGUAAGAGUAGGUCAGGGAAGUCUGCACCACAGUUGACUAGAAUGAGAUCAAAUGAAUGCACUGGAGAGCUAACUGGAGUCAUGUGAACUGGCUCUUUUACAAGAAUUCCUGAUUAGAUGGAAGAUGACAUUCGGGCUGAGGACACCUUAAGUGAAAGAUCGGGUGCAGAUUGGAUUUCACUACAGCAGAAAAUUGCUAUGUUUUUAUGUCCAUAUUAGUAAAUCCCAUCCAAAGAGAGAUCAUAGCAAUAUUCCGACACAGAGUUACAGAUGUGCUGCACUGCUUUGCACGUUCUCUUGGAAUUCAGCAAGCAAGUGCAAAAAUGCAUGAGCUUGUAAUAAUCUUGUGUGAGCACAUGAAACUAGGACUAGAGGACUAAGUCAUUAUUGGAAGAUGGUUUACAGAUGAUAAUAUAAAACUUUGACAAUUAGGACCGAACCUAAAAAUACUAGAAUUGCAGCUGACAUUGCAAAGCUACUGUACUGAGCAAUUUUACAACUUAUUAUUCAGCAUAUAAAUGCUAGACCUAAAGCUGUUAAUGAAACUGCAUGGGACAUUCUUCAAAAUAAUUCAAUACCAAGCUUAACAUUUGUUAAUGUACCAAAGAAUGUACCAAACACCACAGAAUAUCUUUGACAAUUUACAGAUAAUUGUUGUUGACUAUGAAAAGCAUGACCUGUAAGUAAAAAAAAUGAAUAAAACAGCAUGCUGAUACAGAAAAA